ACGUGAAGAUAGAAGAAUACCAAUUCACCAAACACUAAAAAUAGCUAUAAAAAAAAACGCAAUUGAAAGAAAAUGUUUGACAAGUGUAAUUUACACCGAAAGCCGGAAGCAUGAACACUAAAUUCUUGAUUAUAAUUGUAAUUAUAGUAACUGUGAUGGUUAUAAUCAAUCAAUGAUACCCACAUCAUCGAUCAUUUGAAAUAUUUCCUUCAUUUCACCGGACUCUGUAUCUCUCUCUCUCUAAUCUCAACCAAAAACAAAGGGCGGAGAGAUCUCUCUGUGUCGCUCCAGUCUAGCAAUGAGCAAAGGACCUGUACUCUUCGCCGAUAUCGGCAAGAAAGCCAAAGAUCUGUUGACCAAGGAUUACAAUUCUGAUCAGAGGCUUAGCGUCUCUACUUUCAGCGAUGCUGGAGUGGCCCUCACAUCAUCAGCUGUGAAGAAAGGAGGGCUAUCAACUGGGGAUGUUGCUGCGCUCUACAUGUACAAGAACACUAUAUUUGAUGUUAAAAUUGACACAGAAUCCAAUAUAUCAACAACCUUGACAUUCACCGACUUCCUUCCGUCAACUAAGACCAUUGCUUCCAUCAAAUUUCCUGACUAUAACUCUGGCAAGUUGGAGGUUCAAUAUUUUCAUGAUCGUGCAAGUUUCACCACAGCUGUUGCUUUGAAUCAAUCUCCAGCAAUUGAUGUUACAGCCACCAUUGGUUCCCCAACAAUUGCUUUUGGUGCAGAGGCAGGCUAUGAUACUACUUUGGGUAGUUUCACAAAGUACACUGCUGGCAUUAGUGUGACCAAACCUGAUUCUUAUGCUUCGAUGAUCUUAGGUGAUAAGGGAGAUUCUUUACGAGCAUCAUACGUGCAUCAUCUGGAUCUGCUGAAAAAGAGUGCUGUUGCUGGAGAGAUCACUAGAAGGUUUUCCACUAAUGAGAAUACUCUUACUAUUGGAGGGUCAUUUGCCGUUGAUCACCUGACAGUGGUGAAAGCCAAGCUCAACAACCACGGGAAACUUGGGGCAUUGGUGCAACAUGAGGUCAUACCGAAGUCAGUGCUGACAAUCUCUAGUGAGGUUGAUACCAAGGCCUUGGAUAAAAGUCCCAGGUUUGGGCUGGCAAUUGCUCUGAAGCCCUAAAGGUUCUCUGCCUGUUGUCUAAUCCAACUGUCAUUUCUUAUAUUUUUUUCUGGACGGCACUUGGAAAGGAGUGUUAAUAAGUAGCUCCGCACAAACAUAUUUCUAGGAAUAUGAUGGCUGAUGGAUGGAUUGAUUUGAUGUUUAGUUCCUUUAUUUGUAGGUUUUGGAGGCAUUUGUAGUCUGCUUUCUUCCGCAGAGAACUUUAAUUUUGGAUUGAUGGGGGUUUUUGCUAAUUGGAUUUAUGAUCCGUUUCUCAUAAUUCAGUGGAGGCUGUUCUCUAA
Molecule: messenger RNA, 1410 nt
Organism: Populus nigra (black poplar)
Lineage: Eukaryota; Viridiplantae; Streptophyta; Magnoliopsida; Malpighiales; Salicaceae
Product: mitochondrial outer membrane protein porin 2-like
Exons: 6
Coding region: 299-1129 (276 amino acids)
Biological process (GO): monoatomic anion transmembrane transport
Cellular component (GO): mitochondrial outer membrane
Molecular function (GO): voltage-gated monoatomic anion channel activity
Source: RefSeq, a predicted model, not a curated record